Messenger RNA from Saccostrea echinata, 486 nucleotides. RefSeq lists its product as uncharacterized. The record is from RefSeq and is a predicted model, not a curated record. The coding region runs from base 1 to 480 and encodes 159 amino acids. Lineage: Eukaryota; Metazoa; Mollusca; Bivalvia; Ostreida; Ostreidae. The transcript has 4 exons.
AUGGUGGAAUACAACAAAUAUAUACUCCGUAUUUUGUUUUUGUUAACAUUGCAUAAGAACGUGGAAGCUUCCUGCUAUUACUACUACAAUGGAUAUAGAGACAUCCAAUAUUGCUACUACAGUCCAUAUUUAAUUAUACUUGGUGCUUCCUACGGAUCUUUGAUCGGGCUCGGUAUUCUUGUAAGCCUUAUCGUCUGCUGUUGUUGUAUCCAUAAGAAAAACAGGGAAUGGAAUGACGGAACAUUCAUUGUUCAAGCUGUGCCAGGAACAAAUAACCCAGGUGCUUUUCCAUCUGGAAAUUACCCGAUCCAGCAACCUUUGAUGGCUAGUGCACAGGGCAUUCAAAACCCUUAUAUCAUGAUGGGACAGACACAUUAUGGAAGUUCCCAAAGGCAAGAAACAGUACCUGUAAAUUUCCAAACAACAAGUUUGGGUGCUGGAGCAAAUCCUGCAGGGACAGUCCAGCCAGAGAGCAAAUAAAAAGAA